This is a messenger RNA of Amoebophrya sp. A25, 3621 nucleotides long. NCBI's taxonomy places the organism in Eukaryota, Dinophyceae, Syndiniales, Amoebophryaceae. The record is from the annotation of a GenBank genome assembly.
GUAGCAUCAUGUUGUCCUACGUUAUUCCACGACUAGGUCUAGGACUUUCCUUUAGACAAAGUUCAUCUCCUAAAGAGGCAAGGCCAAUGUCACAAUACUGAGCACCAUCACAACGUCGAGUCGCUCUCGCUAUAUCUAAUACUCCCUCUGAUUGAAGAACUUCAGAAUCCAAGAAGAUUACGAAAAAUGGUGGCACUAUCAGUACGUGCUAUGCUCCUCUGGAGCAGCUUUCUUGUUGUUUUUGCUGCCAUAUCCCUGACAUUGUUCUCGCCAGAGCUGAUCGAAUUGACGUCGGCAGCAUUUUUACCCGCACGAGACCUUCUACAGAAGGUGAUAGAGCCCUUGUUGCCGCACCUUAAUCUCCUCUGGGAAAAGGGCGUUGCGUUGUACCAGGAGUUAGAGCAGAAUGCAGGGAUGCGUUAUCGCGUGGAGUGCGCAGCGAUGACGACGCCGGUCGUGAAUGUUUUGCUAGGGCCUUUGCCGUCUUUCAUCACUGUCGUGCAACGGCGUAGCAUAGGAAAUUUGCCGUGCUUUCCGUUUGCGUUCCGCCUCGGUAACAACUCGGUUUGGCUGGCAGCUGGGGUCGGCCUUGCUAGUCCAACGGUGUGCAUACCGAAUGCCUUUGGUACGUGUGUGGGUCUGGCCUUUGCGCUGCUGUACCUGUGGGCGAUCGAUGCCGAGGAAAAAGACCUCAAAGAAGCCGCUUUUGUAGACGACCAAGGAGAACGAAAUGGCGUUGAGGACGCAACAUCAAGGACGAUGAACUCGAAGUCGACAGUAACCACAUCUCAGAUGAAGUCUUUUGGCGCAAUCACGAAAGACAUUGACCACCGCAAGACAAGGUUAGCGACUCUCCGUUCGACACGUAAUACGUUUCGAUGGCAAUUAACAUUCGUAGCAUUCUCCAUUACGGUGGCGACUGGCUUGGUCGCUCUCAGUAGGAGUGAAACGGCAAAACCGAAGCUCCGCUCCGCUUUCGAACGCUUCCUAAACAUGGUAAUGGGUGAUAGAAGAAUUAGUGCUGAGUCUCCUCUGCUGACAUCAUUCGACGACUUUGAUUUUAUCGACCAUGGCGUAUUACCCCUUGCUUCUGUCCUGACGACGCUUGCGUUUGCUGCACCAGCAACCAAUUUGCAUGCUGCUUGCAGCACCUGGGACGCGAGCUACAUGGGUGGGGUGUUCAUGCUCUUUUGUGGGCUCGGAAGCGGAACGGCGUGGUUCCUACUAGGUGCGAUUUGGAUGAAGAAGAACGCGGUGGUCAUUCCGAAUGCUCUAGGAAUCCUGACGAAUUCUACAGCACUGCUGUUGUACCUGAUCAUCAAGGCCUUUCCCCGAUCGUCGAUGCCUACAACUGCACCAGGAGGAAGUUCGUCCACUUGUAAGCGGACGAGACAGAAUAUUACGUCAUUGUCGACGAAAGGCGGCGACGGGGAGGGUACUGUUACAAGCACAACAGGAGCACUCCUGAAACAGAAGCGUCGGGAUCCUUGUGUCAUGAAGGGCCUAGAUGAAGAAUCCGAAUCCUCCGAAGAUGGACGCGAGAAUAGGUCUGGGAAAGGGAAACCACGGCGACGCCAGUUGGUUUCUUAGCAAUUGCGCACGUGCUGGCUCCUGCGCUCUUUCAUCACGUUCUUGUGACUUUAUAUAUCUGUUUUAGGGCUGCACGGUGCCCCCCCUGUGGUAUGGUCGGUGGUGGCGCUCGCGCGCUCUUUUCCGCGCUGAUUUUCGCGGAUUCUAGUGGUGGAAGGCGUCAGAACUGGGCCCGGGCGUCCCCUUGCGCCUCUCUGCAUGUUCCUCAGGGACCUCCUGGCCUCUGCUGACCCUCGCAGGCCGGAGGUCUCCAGGUUAGGCCGCCGAAGGCGGCCACGGUUUCAAGAGCAAGCAAGCCGAAGCCCAAGGGUCCGGAGGGUACAGGCCGCACGGCUCAGGCGGUCCAGCCCCUCGAGGGGGCUGGCAGCCUUCCACAUCCGGCGCCUUCGGAGGCCUUCCACAUCCGGCGCAUGUAGGGCACUCGCCGGCAGCUGGAAGGGAGCGGAGGCGGCCCCUUGGGCCCCUUUUGCAGCCUUCCACCUUCCUCGGAGGUCUGUAGGGUGCCGCCAAGCAGCUGGAAGGGAGCGGAGAAGGCCCCUGGGUCCCCUUUUGAGGCGUUCCACCCCCGGCAGACGGCUCCUGAAAGGGUCCGGGGCUACCCGUACUCCCCCCCGCUAGGGGGGGGACCGUCGCCCUGCGCCUUGGAUCAUAUGUUCCAGGGCUCAGGGCGGGAGGCCCCCCCCCCCGAUCUAACUUUUUGAAGGGGGGGGGGCUUGCCAGCCCCGGCCCCUCUUUUCGAGGGGCUGCCGGGCGGGAAGGCCUCAAAGCGCCCACUUCUGACCCCUUCCCGCCUUGUUGCCUGUACCCUACAGACCUGGCAAAGGCAAAGGGGGCAAAGGCAGGGCCCCGCUGGCUUGUUGCAUGUACCCGACAGACCAGGCAAAGGGGGCAAAGGCAGGGCCCCGCUGGCUUGUUGCAUGUACCCGACAGACCAGGCAAAGGGGGCAAAGGCAGGGCCCCGCUGCCUUGUUGCAUGUCCCCUACAGGCCUGGCAAAGGGGGCAAAGGCAGGGCCCCGCUGCCUUGUUGCAUGUACUACCCUACAGAUCUGGCAAAGGCAAAGGCAGGGCCCCGCUGGCUUGUUGCAUGUACCCUACAGACCUGGCAAAGGCAAAGGCAGGGCCCCGCUGGCUUGUUGCAUGUACCCUACAGACCUGGCAAAGGCAAAGGCGGGGCCCCGCUGGCUUGUUGCAUGUACCCGACAGACCUGGCAAAGGUGGCAAAGGCAGGGCCCCGCUGCAUUGUUGCAUGUGGCCUACAGACCUGGCAAAGGGGGCAAAGGCAGGGCCCCGCUGCCUUGUUGCAUGUCCCCUACAGGCCUGGCAAAGGCAGGGCCCCGCUGCCUUGUUGCCUGUACCCUACAGACCUGGCAAAGAUGGCAAGGCUGGCGCGCCCUCUGGCGUAUUGCGGUACCCGACAGAGCUGGCAGAGGAGUCAAGGCGGGACCCCGCUGCCUUGUUGCCUGUGCCCUACAGACCUGGCAAAGAUGGCAGGGCUGGCCGCGCCCUCUGGCGUGUUGCGGUACCCGACAGAGCUGGCAGAGGAGGCAAGGCGGGACCCACCCCCUUGGCGUGCUGCAUGUGGCCAACCAUACAGACCGCGCAAAGGUGGCCAGGCUGGACCCCUCUGGCGUGGUCCACCCCAGAUCCAUCCACAGGGGGGGGGCCUCCCUCCUUGGUACAUAUAUAGACUUCGCGACCUCUAUGACAUAGUUUGAAAUUAAAUGCAACAGGUGUACUAGAAGGCUGGCUCUAUUUUUCGACCGCGCCAUAGCUGUGGUGCUGACUAGAAUUUACAAUAGAUCUCUGAAAGCUGAUGCGCCUUUUUGAAGAUCAUAAGGCGCACCUUACACUAGGAGAUCCAAAAACUGAUAGACUUCGUUGAACAUCGCCGGAACUGGAGCUGGUGCGGAAGCACUACUCCUGAAACGUCUCAUCAUCAACGCAGUUCUCUGCGAAGACGGUAUCUGACAACACGUCUUCACUGCUGAGAAAAGUUCAUCUUUAAAUAACUGAGCUACUCUACUCACGGC